AAGAAAACACAGGCAUCAGCUGUGAGUGCAGUGCAGUCAUCAAACGAUGCAGUAGGGGUUUGGAACAUUCCCUUCUCUACAAAUGUAUGAAUUCCAUCAGCAGAAGGCAGAGGAAUGUGAACAGGAAGUGUAGGGACCCGCUGACACCUGGAAGCACUCAAACAUUUUGUUACCAGGAGUGAAGUAUGGGCAGUGAGUACCAGCCACUAUCUUCAGCAGAGCCUUGCACAACUUUCUUCAUCGAGACGUCAGAGUGCUUUAUAUGCCGGGAUGUUGAACUUCAAGCCAGUGGCCCACUGAGGAAUUUUUGUGACUGCAAGAAUUCACUUUCUCAUCACGCAUGUCUAUCUACAUGGAUCCAGAAGGGGUGUGGGAGCAAAGACAGGCUGCGAUGCGUCAUCUGCAAAGCCAAGUACCAGCUCCAGAGGAGAUCUCCGUGGCUGUCGCUUGCCUUGCAGUGGCGGACGUGGCUCGUUCUGAUCACUGUCCUGGUUCUGCUGUGUCUGGUGCCUUACGCCGUUCACUGCAUGAUGACCGUCUUCACCGAUCCACCUCCACCCACCACCUUUAAAGUGGCUGCAGCCACUUUUGGCCUUUUGAUGGAGUUCCUGUUAAUCAAAUGUGCGUGGAGCUACAUCGGCGUUCAGUACCAGCAGGCUGAGCGGAGCUCCUUCACUGUCCGGCACCGCGGUUCGGAGGAGGGUGCGUCGGGCCGGAGCUGCUGGUACCGGUGUGGGUCCCUUUCAGCAGAGGCUGGUCGCGCUCCAGCAGCGGACUCACCCAUUGGAGAGAGGAAAGAGAGUGAGUUCAAAUCUGCAUGUCUUACCCUGUAGGCUUUCCUGAACUAUUAACGGGAGGGGUUUACAGAUUACUGUGUGAGAGCAAAGCCUUUGGGUAUUAGACGUGCCUAACAGCCAUUAAAGAUAUCACAGUUUCCGUUUAUCAGCAUGGCAUUUAUGAAAUCUUACACUUUAAAACCUAUUUUCGAAGUGUCAGAUAUUCUUGUUUUCCCCUAUGUGGAACCCUCACACUCUCACUUUAUUCAGUGGAUAUAUACGCGUGUAUUGCAAAUUGAUGAUGGGGAGGAGAGCACACGCAGCUUCCAUGAGUGUUCAGGCUCCGAGUGGGGGAAAAAAAGCCUAAAAUCACUGUCUUUCCUUAAUGAUGCCCACACAGAGACAAUGGGGCGCCGCUCUGAUUAGUGUCACCUGUCCUUGCGCAUCUCAUCAGCUCCAUUAUGGUUCUAUCUCCCAUGCUUCUCCUGCUAAUUGAAUAGCCUGUGAAGUGGUGACGAGGACGAGGGUGAGAGCGCCGUCUGUCCCACUGCUGCCUCAGAAAUGAGCGUGAAGCGUCUCGGUACAACACUAGAUCUUAAGCCAUUAACAGCAAACUGUAAGAAGCUCUUGUUAUAUCACUAUCAUGUCAAUUAUCUUUAAAUCUAAAAGGGUGACUACGUGUGACUGUAUAAUAUUCAUGCAUUAAAAAAGAUACUGUUCAAUGUCCUAGUGCACAUACUGUAUCUUUGGUGUCAGACAGCAGGUUCACAUUGCGGACAAUCGUGAGAAGCUGAUGUUUUCCAGCUGUGUAAUGAUUCAGUAGUUGCUCAUGGCAGCUAAACUUUGGAAAUGGCACAGUUAAGGUUAUCAGCGACACCGGCUUCAUGUGGACUCAGGUUUUAUGUUUUUCUCAAUUAAAGUGAACAACUUUUUUUUCCAAAGUCUUCUGACUUUUAUUCGAACUGUCCCAUAAUGCAGCAGUCUUCAUCUUUUGCUAGACUCCUUGCUACGUAAGGCCUCUUGGUCACACACCUGUCAAAUUGUGACUGCACCUUGAAUGGCAGCUGUCGAUGAUGAUGGCAUUGAGGGCCAUUUGUGACUCUGUACAACAACAGUUCCUCUUUAAUGCAUGAAUGUACUGUGAAUAAACAAGCCUGUAAAUGUCUGUGAAACUUUCUUGUAAUAGUUAAUGUUAGAAUUUUAUUAUCGUUUUCAAAUUAAAGUUUCAUGAACAAC
Betta splendens (Siamese fighting fish) is the source of this 2012-nucleotide messenger RNA. RefSeq lists its product as uncharacterized. NCBI's taxonomy places the organism in Eukaryota, Metazoa, Chordata, Actinopteri, Anabantiformes, Osphronemidae. The record is from RefSeq and is a predicted model, not a curated record. The coding region runs from base 186 to 833 and encodes 215 amino acids. The transcript has 5 exons. Gene Ontology annotation, molecular function: zinc ion binding.